Zychaea mexicana is the source of this 1674-nucleotide messenger RNA. RefSeq lists its product as uncharacterized. The transcript is spliced from 2 exons. The record is from RefSeq and is a predicted model, not a curated record. Bases 1 to 1542 code for a protein of 513 amino acids. NCBI's taxonomy places the organism in Eukaryota, Fungi, Mucoromycota, Mucoromycetes, Mucorales, Lichtheimiaceae.
AUGGUUGCCGGCGAUUGGUACGAAUACCACGAGAAUUCAGUGGAUGACGAAGGAAGAACCAGCGAUGACAGCCCAUACCAAGUGCACCACCAGGAGGAUGAUAUCAAGGAGUACGAACUACCGCCUUCUGCCACUGCCACCACACCCACAGCCAACACGGAUGGCACAAAUGCCACUACGGGCACCGCUAUCAAUGGUGCUGCAGCAAGUCCCACUAGUAUAAAUGGAUUUCACGAUGCUAACAGCGACGGUUACGAUGGCCACAUUGAUGUGUUUUCUUCGUCCGAAAGCAAAACAGCAGACCGACAAUGUAGCAGCAGCAGUUUUUUUGCUCGGCUGACAUCUAUCCCUCUGGUACAGGAUGGCAUUUCCAGUGCCAACAAAGUAGUUCAACAACAUGCGCUUGGAAGAUUCGCUGGUCGGACGCUUUCGACGCUUGUAGCAAAGACUCAAACAUAUAUUCCGACAGACGAACAAAGCCGACUGUAUGGUCAUCUCGAACGCGCGAAUGCCCUAGGCAACAUGUCGCUGGAUCUUGUGGAGUCUCAGUUCCCCUUAAUGAUGCAUGCGACCAGUAAUGAUCUCAGACAUGCGCCGAAUCUCAUGGCGGGUGAGAUUAGGGGUCGUAUCGGUACAGCUAUUAAUCGAUUCCGCGCGCCUGCGGAUGCCGCGACAAAUGAUGUGAGUCGGCGUAUGGCACAGGUCAUGGAUAACGUUGAGGCUGUGCUAGACCAAUACUUUCCGACCGAUGAAGAAGGCGAAAAGCUACAACAGCGCCAGCAGCAACAGCAGCAAAUGCAAGAGGACGAAUUGAUCGAUCCACAGGACGGACAGCGUUUGGAUGACGGUGAAGGCGGUACGGAACAAGAUAUUCAUUCGUAUAACCAGCUGCUGCGCAUGUACCGUAUAGCCAACUCGCUCUCUAUCCGAAUUGCACGAAGAAUUGCCAUCCAGCUCGACAAAAGCAAGUCGGUAUCGAAAGACAGUAAUGGUACCGAGAAUGUUGAGCUUUCUCAACAGCAGCAGCAAGAACAAGCCGCUGCCAUAAUGAAGCUUCGAGGAUGGCUUCUAACGCAAACCCAGCAACUCGUCGAGCAUCUCGAUAUCUACAAAUCUCAGUUGCCCGAGCCGGUCCAAGCGCAUGUCGUUCAGCCAUUUAUUCAAAUCGCCCAGAAAGAAUACGAAAUUCUGCGUCAAGAAAUUGACCGCACGGAUAUUUCGCAUAUCCAGCGCGCACGCAAUAUGCUUGUUUUGUCUCAAGACAUGGUGAUUAUGCCAUUAUUACAGCAAUCGGUCGAAAGCAUGCGCAGCCAUGUGGUGUCGUAUCGGACGAUGGCCCAGCAAAAUCGAGCUCAGGUGAUGAACGAGCUCUCUGUCAAGGUUCCUUUCCUCGCCAGUAUUGCCCCCAUGUCGGCAUUUGCUAGCCAUCAUUUCAGUAGCAAGAAACCUACGGAAACAGAAGGCAAGAAGAAGUUGAACGGAGUUCAUCCCCCGGACGAAGACAUGAUGAAAACCCCUGCCGCUGCUGCCGAAGCGUGUUAAUAGAAUCUCGUUCUGACCUUGCCGUUUACUACGUUAUAGUGGUAUAAGGCCUUCCCAUCUCUCUUUCCGGUCAAAGACAUAUAACAGUCCCGUCAUAAAAACAAAACCAACUUUCAUCAAAUCCAUAGUAAU